This is a messenger RNA of Coniophora puteana RWD-64-598 SS2, 1199 nucleotides long. Its product is annotated as inosine guanosine and. Bases 78 to 1043 code for a protein of 321 amino acids. The transcript has 6 exons. Gene Ontology annotation, molecular function: purine-nucleoside phosphorylase activity. Gene Ontology annotation, cellular component: cytoplasm. NCBI's taxonomy places the organism in Eukaryota, Fungi, Basidiomycota, Agaricomycetes, Boletales, Coniophoraceae. The record is from RefSeq and is a predicted model, not a curated record. Gene Ontology annotation, biological process: nucleoside metabolic process.
CUCUUGUCCUUGCAGCUAUCUCAUAGCUUCCCCAUCGUGCUGCUGAUACCAUCCAUCAGACGCCUUCGACGGGAAACAUGGCUGAACAACAGCACUCUGAAUACCCACUCCUUGUCAUGCUGGACGAGACUAUCGGACAACUCAAGCAGUAUGUUACCGAUGAGCGGUUACUAAAGCCAGUUGUCGGUAUUGUGUGCGGAUCAGGACUCAGCACACUGGCGAAGGAGUUUAAAGAACCCGUUGUACACGUCCCUUACUCGAAGUUAAAAGGAUUCGGCGAAAGCUCAAUCGUUGGGCAUUCGAGCGCCCUCGCGUUCGGGAUGGUUGGAGAGCAGAACAUCCCUGUGGUGGCCAUGCUUGGACGAUUCCAUCUAUAUGAGGGCCACCACUCUGAUGUUGUGGGCUACCCCAUUCGAGUAAUGUCCAAGCUUGGAGUCAAGAACAUUAUCAUCACUAAUGCGGCUGGCUCGCUCAACCCGCAAAUCCCAGUGGGAAAGGUUGUGGUUGUUCGUGACCACCUUGGCAUGCCGAACCUCACUGGGUUGAACCCAUCAUUCGGCCCAGUCCGAUCGCCAGAAUACCCUCGCUUCCUCCCUUUAUCCGAUGCCUACUCUCCAGCCCUUCGCCGCCUCGCGUUCCUAGCAGCGCACCAGCUUCCGAAGCUGGGGAUGGACGCGUUGGUCGAGGGCACGUAUUCCUGGGUUGCAGGACCAGCGUAUGAGACACCCGCCGAAGGCCGCUUGCUUAGAUCGGCGGGCGGAGACGUCGUGGGCAUGAGCACGGUUCCGGAUGUUAUCGCUGCUCGGGAGGAGAAGAUGAACGUGCUCGUGCUCAGCUUGGUGACCAACAUGGUCGUCAUACCCGAGAAGUACAGAGAUAUCCGUGCUGAAGUAGAAGCGGAGCUUGCUGGACGCUCGGUGAAGGUGGAGACGGUUGGGGCUGCGUCUCAUGAGGAGGUGCUCGCCGUCGGCGGGCAGAAAGCCGAGGAUAUGCGAGGUCUUGUGGAGAGGAUUAUUGAGCUCAUCGCUCAGCAGUCCUCGUGAACUGUUGGCAAUUCAGUUCUGCGCGUCUGUGUGACCAGAAGUCUUCUCAACGGAGCUUGAGGAUCUCGAUACUUCCAUGUAUUAUAGCGCCGCAAAGUGGUGUCCUUGGUGUAUAAAUACAAGUUUGGGUGGUGAAGUUCGACCAUUUGCCCUUCC